Molecule: messenger RNA, 592 nt
Organism: Asparagus officinalis (garden asparagus)
Lineage: Eukaryota; Viridiplantae; Streptophyta; Magnoliopsida; Asparagales; Asparagaceae
Product: putative disease resistance protein RGA3
Biological process (GO): defense response to other organism
Molecular function (GO): ADP binding
Source: RefSeq, a predicted model, not a curated record
AUGAACAGAAAGGUAGGGGAGAAGUACAAUACAGAAGAUUAUUCUUCAAGAGAUUUUUUGCUUGUACUUGAAAAUGUGUGGAAUGAAGAUAGAACCGAAUGGGAUAUGCUAUGGGCUCCAUUGAAACUCGGGGCAUAGGAUAGAAAAAUCCUAGUAACAACUCGUUCCAAACAAGUGUCGAAUUUAAUUGGUAAGUUGGAAAGAUAUCCAAAGCUGGAGUUAAUCGGCAAGCCGAUUUCGGACAGGCUAAAGGGGUCGCCUUUAGCUGCAAAGACUCUUGGAGGCCUUUUUAAUUUGAGUUCGAAUACCAAAUAUUGGGUGAGUGUUGAAAGCAAAAUGUGGGAGUUAAAACAAGGUGAAAAUGACAUUCUCACAAUUUUAAACUUAAAUUACCGGUAUCUUCCUUCAUGCGUGAAGCAAUGUUUUGAAUAUUGUUCUUUAUUUCCCAAAGAUUACCGUUUCAGUAAUACAAGCUUAAUCCAGAUGUGGAUGGCGCAAGGUCUGUUAGACCUGAAAAAGAGAACAUCUUACAUGAGAAUGGAGGAUUUAGGGAAUUAAUACUUUAAUGAUUUGCUUUCAGUGUCCUUUCAGA